Molecule: messenger RNA, 1924 nt
Organism: Nothobranchius furzeri (turquoise killifish)
Lineage: Eukaryota; Metazoa; Chordata; Actinopteri; Cyprinodontiformes; Nothobranchiidae
Gene: p2rx3a
Product: purinergic receptor P2X, ligand-gated ion channel, 3a
Biological process (GO): calcium ion transmembrane transport; response to ATP
Cellular component (GO): plasma membrane; nuclear inner membrane
Molecular function (GO): purinergic nucleotide receptor activity; ATP binding; extracellularly ATP-gated monoatomic cation channel activity
Source: RefSeq, a predicted model, not a curated record
AGAGAGAUGAGAUGGAGAUCUGUGGUGGAGAAGGAAGGGAAGACACAUCCUCCUCUGAGUUUUUGAAUAAAGAAGGGGAGGUCCGACUUGUGUCAGUAACCAAUAACAGAGGCCAGUGAGAGAGACGAGUGAGACAGAGAGCCACACCGAGGAGAGACAGGAUGAAGAUGUGACAACCUUUGAAGCAGUGAGGACGCUCUUGAAUCUCUAAGUUGGACUUUUCUCUCCAAUCUUUGUGAGAAAGGCUUCCAUGAUGGGUGUUAUUGCUGGCUUCUUUUCCUACGAGACCAAUAAAUCUGUGGUGGUGAAGAGCUGGUCUGUGGGGAUCAUAAACCGGGUGGUACAGUUGGUCAUCAUCACGUAUUUUGUCUGCUAUGUCUUCUUGUACGAAAAAGCUUACCAGGUGAGCGACACGGCCAUCGAGUCGUCAGUCAUCACCAAGGUCAAAGGUUUUGGUGAACUCAACAACAGAGUGAUGGACGUGGCUGAUUACAUCUACCCGCCUCAGGGUGCAGGCGUCUUCUGCAUCUUGACCAGAAUCAUAGUCACUGACAAUCAGUUCCAAGGACGAUGUCCAGAGGUUGGAAAAAGUUUUCUGUGUGAAACAGAUGAAACCUGCACAGCUCACAUUGGCUCUGUUGUUGCAAAUGGUAAAAUUACAGGUAACUGCUCCAGAUCCUCAAAUGAAACUGAAGGUCACUGUGAGAUUGAAGGAUGGUGUCCAGCAGAGAACGAUGAAGUCACUAAGGAGUCGAUGUUGGAAUUUAAAGACUUCACCAUCUUCAUCAAAAACAGCAUUCGCUUCCCACUCUUCGAUGUCACCAGAGGAAAUUUCCCGUCCACACUGAACAUCACAAACUGUACCUUUGACAAAGAUCUGGACCCGUCCUGUCCCAUCUUUCGAGUGCAGGACAUUUUGAGGGAAACUCAGCAGAACGCAUCUGUUCUGGCAAAGAAGGGAGGAGAAAUAGGGAUAAACAUCGAGUGGCAGUGCAACCUGGACCUAAACAUCGACAGAUGUGUUCCCAAGUACUCUUUCAGGAGACUGGAUGCUCCGUUUGAAAACAAUACCAUCUCUAAAGGUUACAACUUCAGAUUUGCCAAAUAUUACAAAACAGAGAAAGGGACUGAGUUUCGGACUCUUCAUAAGGCCUAUGCAGUCCGUUUUGAUGUCAUGGUAACUGGCAAGGCAAGAAAGUUCAGCUUGAUCCCGACAGUGAUCAACGUGGUUGCUGCUUUAACCUCCAUUGGGAUGGGUACAGUGGUCUGUGAUGUCAUCUUAUUAAACUUCCUGCGAGGAGCAGAGCAGUAUAAAGCUAAGAAGUUUGAAGAAGUGUCGGAGGACCAGAUAAGAGACUCCAUCACUCCCAGUCCAGGGAGCCAGCUGUCCCUCAAACCAGGAAUAAAGAGCUGCUAUGACUCUGGAGCCAUUUCCCUCUCCACCUCUGACUGACAACAGCAAUCAAAAGAAAAAUUGGACUCUUUUCAUUUUCUCGUUCACUUACUGCCUUGAUUAGCAACUUUUAUUGUUCCUCCAGAUGGGAGAAUCCUGAUGUCAACUUUAGGCAGCUCAAGGAGGUGGGAAACAGGACAAGAACAUUGCUGUCAUCUUCCCAGGAUAAAGCCAACAACAGAAGCUCUGGCUUACAUCUUUCUAUUAGAAGCAAACUGGAACUUCUCAGCAAGCAACACUGGAGAACGAUUUCUCCUUUAGACGAACAUUAACUCUGUUAAAAAACCCACAACAUUAGUUACACCAUGGAGCUCCAUGGUAAGCAGAGCAAGAGCACGGCUCCUCCUCACGAACAUAAUAAAUCCUCAUUCAUAAUAAAGUAUACACAUGUAAACAAGUUGUUUUAAUUACACUCACUGUACAGUCUUUUCACUGUAACAGUUGAUCAGGUAAUAAAAACGAUUGAUCUCA